Pistacia vera is the source of this 1287-nucleotide messenger RNA. Its product is annotated as very-long-chain 3-oxoacyl-CoA reductase 1-like. The record is from RefSeq and is a predicted model, not a curated record. Lineage: Eukaryota; Viridiplantae; Streptophyta; Magnoliopsida; Sapindales; Anacardiaceae. The coding region runs from base 157 to 1104 and encodes 315 amino acids. Gene Ontology annotation, molecular function: ketoreductase activity. The transcript has 3 exons. Gene Ontology annotation, cellular component: endoplasmic reticulum.
CACUGACAUCUUCUUACAAGCAAUCAUCGCACAUGCAUAAUUUGACUGAAUCAAGUGUUUGUGAGUUUGUUGAUACUUCUAUAAAAAGCAAAUUAUGUAUUAUACAUAGUUGAAGAAUUUGAGCUUGAGCAGUCUGGCUUAUCAGAGUUUUACAAAAUGGCAAUAGGGUUUAUUCUUAGAGUAGUUUAUUUUCUAGGCUUUUUGUCUCUUUGUAAACUCAUUUGGAGUUUAAUACGGGGGAUAUGGGUCUUAUUCUUGAGACCGGCGAAAAACCUCAAGAAAUAUGGAUCAUGGGCUAUCGUCACUGGCUGCACCGAGGGUUUGGGCAAAGCUAUAGCCUUUGAAUUAGCAUCAAAGGGUCUUAACAUUCUGUUGGUUGGCCGCAAUCCUGAAAAACUCAAAGCUAUCUCGAUUGAGAUACGCCAAAGGUAUAAGUUGAUUGAAACCAGAGAUGUGGUUAUCGACUUCCUGAAACAUAGUGGCCAGGAGAUUGGUAAGUUGAUAGAGGAAGGUAUUGAAGGGCUAGACAUUGGUAUUUUGAUAAAUGUUGCUGGGUUGAAUUACCCCACUGCAAGGUACUUUCAUGAAGUUGAUGAAGAGUUGAUGCAGAGUCUUAUAAAGGUAAAUAUAGAUUCAGUAACCUGGAUGACCAAGUCGGUUCUUCCUAUUAUGAUUAGAAAAAGGAAAGGAGCAAUCGUCAAUAUAGGCUCUGGCUCCUCCGCUGUUGUUCCUUCAUCUCCCUUAUUUACUCUCUAUGCUUCUACCAAAUGCUAUAUUGAUCAACUAUCAAGAUCUCUACAUGUUGAAUACAAAAAGUACGGAAUUGAUGUGCAGGUUCAGGUACCAGCAUAUUGUGUAACAAAAAUGACGUUGAGAAUAGGAGCGACAAAGGAGCGUCCAUCUUUGUUUAAACCAAUGCCAGAAGAUUUUGCACGAGCUUCGGUUCGCAUGAUUGGCUAUGAACCAAGGUGCUGCCCUUACUGGACUCAUGCACUUCAAUGGUGUUUCACUAAAUUUAUGCCAGACACCGUCCUUGACGCUUUUCGUCUUGCUGAAGGCAUCCGCAGGAGAUCACUUGGAAACACUGCAUCACACAAAAAUUAAUUAAUACUAUUUUAUUUCUCCUUGUGUUGGCUGCUGAAUAAAUCCUCAUAAUAAAUGUUAAUCAAGUUUGGUGUGGGACGUGUAUAAGAUCCCGUAUUUGCUAAUUCGUUAUAUGAACUUUUUGUAGGUUUUCUCAAAGAUAAUAAGAUAUAAUUACUCUUUACAAGAUUAAUUAAUUACAAG